AUGGGAGCCAUGUCAAAGCGACAAAAGCUCGAGCUGCAACCGCCUGUACAGACAACUUUUCCGUUCUCGUCGCCCAUCACUGAGGAGAUAUCCAGUCCUUCGUGUUCAUCAGCGGAGGAUCGAGAGCUGGAACGGACACGCCCAUUCGAUUUCUUGGUCAAAGCAACCAGACAGAGAGUCGAGAAAUCUCAAAAAGAUGCUAGCAAGUCUCCAAAGUUGCCACAUCGUGACAAGUAUGCAGACAAUUCACGUUUGAGCAUUGGUGGGAUCAUAAAGAAGAGGCGCAGUCAAAAGCCCGUGGGACUCAACCUUGUAACGAGCUUUUCGACACCCGCUCAACAUACAUCCGAAAAUACGACAACUGCACCUUUAGUUGAUUUGAACGACCUGAAGCUAUUAUCCAAAGCCCGGGAGAAAGAACGAAUCGCUCAAAAGACCAAAGCCAACCCCACGAAGGGACAAUCGCGGCCUUUUUUACAGAUCACCGAUAGCCAUGGGUCGACCGAUGCUCAGAAUCGAAGCUUUCCUUCUCGGAAUCUCUUGGACCGGCGAUCCGACCAUGGACUAUCGCCUUCGGAUCGUCAGGUUAUGAUUGGACUCACUCUUGUGAAGAAGCACCAUGGUCAUCAACGCCUAGCCCAGAAGCCCUACGCCCACGAGCGACGUCAAGUAUUUACUCACAGCCUACCCCCCGACUUGGAUGGGAGGAUUCUGAUAUCCCCCCCGGUGCCGGCGAUCCCAGAGGAGAAUGCUUUGGCAAAGAAAACUGCGGACCCGGAGUUCCUUCGUGCUCACCUUGCUGCGAUGGCCCGGAAAAACCAGUCGUUCGAAGCAGCCCUUUCCACUGAAAGCCCAGACCGUGAUCACUUCCCGACAGGAACAUCCGACAGUCCCCAGACCCCGCGGACGCCCCUGGGUGCCACCAGCGACGCAAAUCGGCCCCAAUCUCAGGGCUGGUGGACUUACCUGUUAUCACCGCUGAUGACCGGCCGUUCGAGCAUGUGGUCCAGAAAGUCGCCCAUGAGCCCCAGCUUCCCAUCCGGGGUGCAGUCAACUGCACCGACAACCCAGGGUUCGACGAGACAAUGGUGGCAUAAAGAAACAUCCUGUUUCUCGCCAGAUACACCGGAAACCGCGGUCACUUUAGGGUGGGACGAUGAAAAGCAUGGCAUGGGACAGUCACGCUCGCUGGGAGGAGAUGACGAGGUGACAAUUGCUUCGAAGCGGCGAACAGUCAUCUCAACAAUGUUUCCUGAUGGUCCGAUUCGAGGGGAGGCUGCUGAGUACUAUCAGGCCUGUGCACAUGAACUAUUCAGCAGAAGGCCUUAUUUUGACUGCGAAAAUCAUAUCUGCUCCAUCACCCCCUCUGAGGUUGUCGCUGCGCGGCUUGCAGAGACGGGAGCCAACGGGGCCGUCGCUACAGAAGAUCGUGGCAUUGAUGUCGCGGAAGCCGAAGCUCAGACGGAAUCCAACGAAAAGGCCUUGCCAGGAGAAAGCCCUACUGAAGUCUCGCGAGGCCUCCUCGUCGAUGUCGAUCCUCCUGAGGAGGUUUCAAGCGUGGAAGAGCAUUCCAAAUACGACUCGCCGAGAGUCUCCACGGCCGGAGAUAACAAGGAAAAGAGUCUCCCAGAGCCUCCACAUGAGGAAUCAGCUAGGGAGAUGCCAUUCGAGCCUGUGCCUAUCCAUGAACCGCCUCCCCCAGCCCCGGAGCCAGCUCCUCCGGUUUUUUCAGAGCCUGCCCCUGCUCCGCUUGCUCCACUUGCUCCAAAUAUCACGAACAACAUCCACCAAGCGCCACCACCUGCCAUUGAGGUACCGCCUGCUCCGGCUCCGGUCAUUGUCGACAGGGAGGUUCCUCAUUAUAUUCCACCUUUCCAAUCAAAUAACCCAUUCCAACCCCCACCGUCAGAACAUAUGCAGCGCGAAGAAUCCGGAUAUCCUGUUCCUGCUCCUGUUCCGAUGCCUCAAGAGCCACCAAGAGAGUGGUAUACCCCUGUACCUGUUCCGAUGCCUCACGAACCACCGAGGGAGUGGUAUACUGCUCCUCCUGUCUCUCAUGACCCGCCACAAGAAGCGGAUAUCACAAAAAUGCCGUUGGACAGAGAAGCUCCCGCACUUGGAUUGCAAACACAAGAAGAGCACAUGGGACCAGACGGGCAACGAGGUCUGCGGGAGGCAUCGCCUAUGACACCUGGAUUCCAACGAGCAGCAGGGGGCGCGGGUGCCAUUCCACUAUCUGAAGUCAAUGCGCCUGCGCCUACGUAUGCACAGCACCAUAGAGAUGUGCCACUACCUCAACGGUAUGACUAUCAUACCAACUAUAACACCCCAGAGCCAAUGUCAAAUCCCCUGAAUCCAGCAGGGAUCAUCGGGCCAGCAGAGGCUCAAAGGCGAAGGUUGGAGCAAGAAGAUGCUAUUGGGAGAAAAUUUGGGGGCUUAUGGCGAGGACGAGGCCCAUUCAGCAACAAAGGCUGUUUUGGACGCCCUGGCCGAGAAGGCCGAAACCGUCGGCGAUGGUACUUUGUAAUCGGAGCCCUGUUCCUGAUCAUUGUGGUGAUUGCCAUUGCUUUGGCCACGACUUUGACCAGGAAAGGCGACUCAACUCCCGUUCAGUCAACAUGGGUCAACCUGACUGGGUACCCUGCAAUGCCGACCGGUAUUGCCACAAUCGCUGGGGCCGAGGCACAAACCGAAAACACGGCAUGUACGACAAUCCCCAAUGUGUGGAGCUGUGCUCUACCCAAGGGCGAUGCCCAGACCGACAACAAGCCCUACAGCGCGAACGAGCCUACUUUCCGAGUGGAGAUUCGCUUCCGCAACGGAACUUAUGGCAACAGCACUAAUGUAGUCAAGAGGGACGCGUGGACUGCUUCGCCAGCAGCUCCAAGUAAGGCGGAUCAGAUCUUCAUUGGGAACACAACAGAUAAUAACUCAGAGCCUUAUGACGGCGAAGAGACGCCUUUUUACAUGACUUUCAUGUCAUCCGCUCACGUUCCCUCUGGCAGCAUCUACAAGCGCAGCAACCACAGCACCAGCACAAACUCGUCAACAAGCAUUGUUCCCCCUCCGGAAGAGAACUCCGACGGCACUGUCGCCUCCGCUCUUAUGUACCCUUUGCCAACUUCUCAGCCAGUACGCCUAUACAACCGUGGUGCAAAUAACGAGCACUAUGGUUUCUAUACGUACUUUGACAAGUCGAUUUUCCUUGCCUCGACCGGCCCAGUGACUCAUAACCCCGCUCAAGGCGAUGAUCAAGAUCAGAACGGUGGGGCGAAUCAAGAUAGUGCUCACAUACGCUGUACAUGGUCGCAAACAAGGUUCCUGGUGCAAAUCUGGACGCAACCUUCGAAGAUGAAUUAUGCGCUGCUUCCCCAGGGUUCUAGCGGGAACAGCACCACUGGAACCGGCACUUCUUCGCAGGCGACAGCGACCUCAACGUCCUCGACCGCGACAUCCUCUUCGUCAGCAACGAACUAUAUCCGGCCAGGCUCGUUCCCGUAUCCGGUGACCAUUACGGAGGACCGACAUGGCGGAGAUCCUGGCAAGAAGAAUUUCUAUUGCUAUGGCUUGGAGGAUGCCGGGCAGCAUUACAAUAUCUCACUUUCUAUGUUGGAGCCGGAGUUUCGGUUCCAAGGGGCACCCUGA
Molecule: messenger RNA, 3645 nt
Organism: Penicillium chermesinum
Lineage: Eukaryota; Fungi; Ascomycota; Eurotiomycetes; Eurotiales; Aspergillaceae
Exons: 2
Coding region: 1-3645 (1214 amino acids)
Source: RefSeq, a predicted model, not a curated record